GUGCGCGUGUUUGCGUGCGUGUGUGUGACUGCUGGAGAGCCGGAGCCGUAUGAGAUGUUGGCGCUGUCCUGGUCCUCUGCUUCCCGACAUACACUCCCGGCGGCUGUGGAUGCGGUGACGCAGCGCAAGGUGUCCGGUGUGUGUGUGUGUGCUAUGAGCGCUCGCUGCUGACGAUGUUUCGGUGUCCGGUGCAAUGAGCGGCCGCUGCUGACGGUGUUUACGGUGUUUCUGUGCGCGGUGCUAUGAGCGGCCGCUGCUGACGGUGUUUCUGUCCGCCGGUGCGCCAUGAGGAGCGGCGGAGCGGCGGCGGUGCUGCUGCUGACACUGCUAGAGUGUGUGGAAGCUAAGAAGUACUGCUGGUAUUCUGAGGGAGGAUACCCCCUCUUCUUUAUAUGCCGCUCAUAUGAGGACUGCUGUGGAACCCGCUGCUGCAUCAGGGCUCUCUCCAUACAGAGACUCUGGUACUUCUGGCUGCUGCUGAUGAUGGGCGUGUUCUUCUGCUGCAGCGCUGGAUUCUUCAUUCGCAGGCGCAUGUAUCCGUCAGUGCUGAGCGACGAGCCCGCCUUCAAUGUGUCCUUCACCAGACAACCCGUCAGCACACCUGUGUCUCAGCAGCCAGUGAUGCAGGGUUUUGGGGAACCCUGCGUUGGGAUGGGGGCGUCUCUGACUCCCGUGUACUCCGGCCAGAGCCCUGCGGCGGCCAUGAUGAGCUCGUACCCUCCACCGCCGUCAUACUGCAACCACCCGCCGCCAGCCUAUGAUCAGCUGUUCAGUAGCGCAGAGAAGAAGAGCCGCAGCGAGUCUCCGCAGUGAGAAACCACGCUGAAACACCUGCAGGACACACUGCAACAUUACAGAGAGGACUUACACUCAGUUCAUCUGUGCAAAUAUGAGGAAAUGCAUGGCCAAGCUUGAGAAACGGGUCUGAAUACUGGUGUUUUUGGAGGGAGUGAUGAUGAUGAUCUACUUCUACAGCUAACUGCAGUCAUAUAACUCAAGACGGAGUCAAGGCAAAUCUUUUUAGAAGUCUGACGCGAGUCCCUCCACCUCUUCUGACAAAUUACUUACAUUCACAAACGUAAAGGUAGUCCACAAAUGACUACACGUUUCUUCUCUUUUAACCAAACAAUCUUAUUCAGCCUCUGCAGUCAUCAUCAACUCCAGUCAGGAAUCAGCAGCAGCACAGAAUCUGAUUCCUUGCACGGGUUUGAGAAUAUUCAAGCAAGUCUCAAGAUCAAAUGUGGCUCCUGAAGUCUGACUGGAGUGCACUGAACACGAGCUCAGACAGUCCUGCGGUGUGAACUCGGCAUUACAGUGUAAUAUCUGAUAUUACGGGCCAUAAACAGAACUCUGAUGUCCUCCUGGAGGAUUAACGUGAACAGAACUGAACACUGCUGAAGAACCUGCCGGGAUGAAGAUGAAAACUGAAGAUGAGCUCCAGUAAUGAGCGUCCGUCCAGGAGACUGACUCCACAUGAAGAACAGCUUUGUGCUGUAAAUCUGCUGUAGAUAUGAACUCUGCGAGAGCGAGAAUACUGAAGCCAUGCUCACUGCAAGCCAAACAGACACUCAUUCACUUCUUUUACACUUCACCACUAAUCAAGACAUUUCAGGCACAGUUUGGGUUCGACGUCUUGAGGGUUCUCUCCAGUUAAAGGCACAAUGUGUUCGAUUCCUUUCAUGAGGGAAGUCAGGGCUGCUUGAUUAUGGGAAAAAUUAUAAUUAUGAUCAAAAGGACUGUUCAGAGUGAUCCUCUGUGGCCAGUAUGACCCAAAUACACCCGCGUACAUCUCGAUUUGUAAAGAGUUGACUCCAGUUAAAGAGAUAUUCACCCAAAACUCGAAAUUCUGUCAUCAUUUCUGAAUGAAGCGACUAAAUCAUCUAUCGUAGCUUAUUUAGUGAAUACAAGUCACUGAUUUUGGGUAGAGGAAAGAUUAGUUUCUUACCUGCGUCGAUUAGACUUUUAUAAAUGUAAUUCUCUUCUUUGUGUUUGUUUUUCUUCAAGACGAAUUUCCUCAAUAAAGUGUAUAAAGUGACGUGA
Danio rerio (zebrafish) is the source of this 2040-nucleotide messenger RNA. The record is from RefSeq and is a predicted model, not a curated record. NCBI's taxonomy places the organism in Eukaryota, Metazoa, Chordata, Actinopteri, Cypriniformes, Danionidae.